Microplitis demolitor is the source of this 1278-nucleotide messenger RNA. RefSeq lists its product as uncharacterized. Gene Ontology annotation, biological process: RNA processing. Gene Ontology annotation, molecular function: protein binding; RNA binding; RNA nuclease activity. The transcript has a single exon. Lineage: Eukaryota; Metazoa; Arthropoda; Insecta; Hymenoptera; Braconidae. The coding region runs from base 1 to 1278 and encodes 425 amino acids. The record is from RefSeq and is a predicted model, not a curated record.
AUGGAAAAUCAAGACAACGAAUCAACAAUGGCAGACAGGAAAGUAGAAAAAGAAGAAGAAAAAAUAGAAGUAGAAGAAAGUAAACCGGUCAUGGAAUCACCUUCUGAUCGAGAAUGGUCAGAAUACGAGAACGCAUAUCGGCAAGUAAUGAUUGGGACUUUGUCCGUUAAUACUCUAGUCCAUUUGUCCAGAAAUGAAUACAUCAAGUAUUUUCAAAAAGAUCCAGGUUUUGAUUAUGUUGAAACUUCUCUGCUCCACGUGGCUGUUGGUUGCCAUGACGAGACAUUUUAUAAUUUCCUUAUCAGUAACGGUGCAGACGUAACGAUAGAGACGGAACAUUUUGGGCCAGUUCUAUUCAACGCCAUAAUGAUGAGAAAUUCAAAGUUGGUUGAGGCAUUACUUUCUGCAGGUGCUGAUGCUAAUAAACGCAGUGAAUUAUGGAUAAACGACCGCAUGUAUGCUUACACCCCACUAGAACUCGCAGCCAAAAAAAAUUUAGCGGACAUUGUUAAAAUAUUAAUCGAUAAAGGAGCUGAAGUUAAUGGUUACAAUAAUCUCAACAAUGUUACACCUUUGUAUCUUGCUGCUCAACAUAGCUCUACAGACGUGAUAGAAGUACUUGUGGAAGCUGGUGCCGAUGUGGAUUUGGUUGCGAAGAUCGAGGGUACGGCUAAAAUGGAGACUGCUCUUUCUGUAGUUAUUAAGAGAGGACGGAACUUGAAAGCCGUUAAAGCAAUGCUGAAAAAUCUUAGGAUAAAUAUCAACUAUGCAGAUGAUUUAGGCUUUUCUUUUCUUCACUACGCCGUUUUGUUGAGCCAUAACAAAGAAAUGGUGAGUUGUCUCUUGGAUGCUGGCAUUAACGUCGACUUAAGAGACGGUGACGGAGAAUUGCCUAUUGAGUAUGAUGAUGAUGACAAUAAGUCCUAUAAAAUUUGUAUUCCUGUUAUCAAAGAACACAUUGUCAAGUUGAUAGCCGCUGAUUUUCAUGUUUGUGAGGAGAAUAUGAUGGCUAUUCAGGGUCACGAGUUUGAUGAUUUACGUGUUCGUUGUUAUGAAGAAAUUGACGCGAUGAGAAGAAGAAGACUUUAUGGUACUGAUCUAAAUUGCUAUAGGGUGUUACAUUUAUCUAGACAUGUGUCAUCAGCGAUUUUGAAACAUGGUGACCUGGAUUUCACUUACGAUGAUGAGCUAAGAGCUAGAUUUCCUCUCUAUUCUGGGAUGAUUAUUUACCACUUGGAUAGAGCACGACGACAAGCAAUGACAAGAUAUAAUCCCUAA